GAGUCAAUCUCAUGCUUAUGCUAAACAACAUUUGUCACCUUUCUACGUGGAGAGUUUACUGUCUUUGACAUGUAGUGUUAAAUUGCUGCAUUAUAUGUACCCUGGCUUUUCAUUCCAAAGACUUAUACUGUUGUGAAUAAACAUGUCGUCCGUAUGUGGCACGGGCAAUGGACAGUUGGAUAAUAAACACCCAGAACAUGAUCAGGAUAAAGACCCACGUGAAUUAAUUCCCGAGCUGUGCAGGCUGUUUUACCAGUUAGGAUGGGUGACUGGAACUGGAGGAGGUAUAAGCGUGAAAAGGGGUGACCGAAUCUACAUCGCCCCAUCUGGAGUCCAAAAAGAGCGGAUUCAACCCGAAGACAUGUUUGUUUGUGAUGUGGAGGAGAGGGACAUUUGCAUGCCUCCCCCGUGGAAGAAGCUGAAGAAGAGUCAGUGCACUCCGCUCUUCAUGAACGCGUACACCAUGAGAUCUGCAGAAGCCGUAAUUCACACCCACUCGAAAGCUGCAGUGAUGGCAACGCUGCUGUUCCCUGGCAAGGAGUUCCGCAUCACCCACCAGGAGAUGAUCAAGGGCAUUCGCAAGGGAAACUCGGGAACCAACUACAGGUAUGAUGAGAUGCUGACGGUGCCCAUCAUCGAGAACACGCCUGAGGAGCGAGACCUGAAGGAUCGCAUGGCGCGCGCCAUGGAGGAGUACCCAGAAUCCUGUGCGGUCCUCGUCCGACGCCACGGUGUCUACGUCUGGGGAGACUCGUGGGAGAAGGCCAAAACCAUGUGUGAAUGCUACGACUACCUGUUUGACAUCGCGGUGCAGAUGAGACAGUGUGGCCUGGACCCCUCCGCCCUCCCCUCGGAGGAGAAAGGCAUCCUUUAGCCGUGCGCCUCCCCUCCCCUCGGAGGAGAAAGGCAUCCUUUAGCCGUGCGCCUCCUCUCCUCUCGUCUCCUGUCGUCUCGUCCACCUCUCCUCUCCUCUCCUCUCCUCCCCUCUCCUCUCCUCAUCCCUCAUCCCUCUGCUCCUCUCCUCUCCUCUCCUCUCCUCUCCUCUCCUCUCCUCUCCUCUCCUCUCCUCUGACGCCAGAACUGACGGAUGGGGGCAUGAAUCCUGCAUGUCUUGCCCUGGACAUUUCUCCUCCAUAAUCACAGUUAUCAGUCAAGAGGAACGGCCCAGCUCACUGCUCCACCACUUACAUACCCCGGCUGUUGUGGCACCUUUUGAUUUUGGUAUUAAUGUGCACCGGUAUUUCAAAGAACGUUAGAUCUGCCGCGCGACCGCUCCGCUCUGCUCUGCUCAUCAUUUCCUGUUGAGUUGACGUGACCAUGAGUCCAUGAGUCACCACGCGAGGUGUACCAGUAAACUGCCUGCGGCUACAAUGGCUACAAAGUAGACUUUUUUAUAUAAUAAAUGCAUCAAUUUGUGUGUAUUUGUGGUGGAAUACAACUGCAACUGAUUGCCCAAAGAUAAACAUGUGAUCUUCACGUACAGUAUUUGUUUUUUGUUUUGUUUUGUUUUUUUGUGUUUUUUUCCACUAAGUACACUAAGAACAACAAAUACAAACAAUUCUUUUAUAACCUUCA
This is a messenger RNA of Engraulis encrasicolus (European anchovy), 1575 nucleotides long. It is a transcript of the gene apip, whose product is annotated as APAF1 interacting protein. Bases 143 to 874 code for a protein of 243 amino acids. Gene Ontology annotation, cellular component: cytoplasm. The record is from RefSeq and is a predicted model, not a curated record. NCBI's taxonomy places the organism in Eukaryota, Metazoa, Chordata, Actinopteri, Clupeiformes, Engraulidae. The transcript has 7 exons. Gene Ontology annotation, molecular function: metal ion binding; methylthioribulose 1-phosphate dehydratase activity.